UCAGCUGGCAAGAUCAGCUUGCAGAAGUAGAAGAAGAAGUAGAAAACACAUGCAAGUGCACUACAUGUUUUCAUAUUUGAUCCGAUGUACAUUUUCUACUUGAAGAAAGUUACUAUAUCACUAGAAGUCUCAAGAUCGAUCGUGACAACAUGAUUAUUCGGCGCCUCGGUUAAGAGAGAAUCAGUGGACGUUUCUCAUCUAUUAACAUUAGCAUGACCUGCAGACUGACAUGAGCAGGAUUAAUUGAUCAUCUGAUGGAGAUAUGAAGCUCAAAGAGCUAGAAAGCUGUCUUCAGCAGGUGGAUGGAUUUGAGGAGCCCAAAAUACUCCUGGAGCAGUACCCCACCAGUCCGCAUAUAGCGGGCUGUAUGUUGUACACCAUCCACAACACAUUUGAUGACAUACAGAAUAAACUAGUUGCAGACUUGGGCUGUGGAUGUGGAGUUCUGUCUAUAGGAGCUGCAGUGCUUGAUGCUGGACUGUGUGUCGGAUUUGACAUUGAUGAAGACGCCUUGGACAUAUUCAAAGGAAAUGUUGAGGAUUUUGAACUGUCAAACAUUGACAUGGUCCAGUGUGAUGUUUGCUCUAUUGGAUCCUCUUAUGCCAAGAAGUUUGACACGGUCAUCAUGAACCCGCCAUUUGGCACGAAGCACAACCAGGGUAUUGACAUGCAGUUCCUGCAGACGGCGAUUUCCAUGGCAAGUACAGCAGUGUAUUCCCUUCACAAGACCUCAACGCGAGAUCACAUUCAGAAGAAAGCAAAUGAUUGGAAAGUGAAAAUGGAAAUCAUUGCAGAGCUCAGAUAUGACCUGCCAGCAUCUUAUAAGUUCCACAAAAAGAAGUCGGUAAGUGAAUGUUUUGCUACAAACCUUUUUUUUUUCUAUCUUAUUAUUUUAGGUUGAUAUUCAAGUGGACUUCAUUCGAUUUACUCCAACAUAAACGGCAAAAAGGAAUUUGUGUUGCUUUGCAAAAUUUUAUGUUUUUUUUUUUUUUAUAUAAAUACACUGUUCUUCAUAAUAAAUUUUAUAAAUGAC
Onychostoma macrolepis is the source of this 1033-nucleotide messenger RNA. RefSeq names its product methyltransferase 5, N6-adenosine (gene mettl5). Lineage: Eukaryota; Metazoa; Chordata; Actinopteri; Cypriniformes; Cyprinidae. Bases 263 to 901 code for a protein of 212 amino acids. Gene Ontology annotation, molecular function: rRNA (adenine-N6-)-methyltransferase activity; nucleic acid binding. The transcript has 7 exons. The record is from RefSeq and is a predicted model, not a curated record. Gene Ontology annotation, biological process: rRNA methylation.